CGAUAAAAUAUCUUAUCGCUUUAGUUAACUGAAAUUUUCCAACCCACUCUGAAUUUAAAUCCUGAAUCCGCGGCCGACAAAAGGAUAAUGAAAAGUAGCACCCACAUGUCUUUGCAUAUAGAAGAACAUUUGUUUUCUAUCCACUGCUAGUGCUAAGAAGAUUAAUUUCAUCAAUUUGAGAGAGAGAGAGAGAGAAAGAAGAUCAGAAAUAUGGCUGAAGGUGUUGUCACAGUUGUGGCGGAAGGGAUCAAGCCGCUGGGAGACUUCAUCAUUCAGCAAGCGAAGUUCUUGAGCGGGGUCAGCUAUCAAGUUGAGCUUGCACAAGUUGAACUUCACUUGAUCCGGGGCUUCCUCAGAGAUGCAGAUGCAAGACAAGGAGAAGAAGAGGUAGUCCGCAUUUGGGUUAAACUGAUUAGAGAUGCUGCUUAUGACUUGGAGGAUGUCACUGAAUCUUUUGCCUUGAAAGUGGCUUCCAGGAGGAGAGGAGGUACUGUGAAGAUUGUUCUCAAAAGGUUUGCCUGCAUCUUUAAUGAAGGACUUGAUCGAUACAAGAUUGGGUCCGAAAUUGAGGAUAUUAUGACCAAACUUUCUCAUCUGAGGUCGAGUUUGCAAAAUUAUGACAUCAGGCAAAUAAGAGGGGUUGAAAGUGUGGCUUCAGUUUUCAAGGGGCAACGAGAUAGGAGGCUAACUUAUGGUCAUGAAGUUGAAAGUCAUAUUGUUGGGUUGAAGGAAAACACGGAUACGCUGGUGAAAGAGUUGGUAAGAGAAGGAAAGCGACACCGUGUUGUUUCUAUUUGGGGGAUGGGCGGCUCCGGAAAAACCACUCUUGCAAAACAGGUUUUUCUUCAAGAUGAAGUUAAGCGUCAUUUUGAUUGUUCUGCUUGGGUCUGUGUAUCUCAACAAUGUGAAGGAAGAGAUGUUUUGGAAGAGAUUUUCAUUAAACUCAGUUCCCCAACACAAGAGCAAAGGAAAGAAAUUGCCAAGAUGAGAAAAGAUGAAAUAGCAGAGAAGGUUUGUAGUAUCCAACGAGAAAAGAGAAGUCUGGUGGUCCUUGAUGACAUAUGGACUCACGAGGCAUGGGAUUCCAUAAAAGCUGGAUUCCCAAUCAAUGAGGAAACAGAGAGCCGGAUAUUACUCACCACUCGUAAGAAAGAAGUUGCCUCGUUUGUGUCCAGAAAUGAUUUUCUCCACCAACCUCAACCUCUAGAUGACAAGCAAAGCUGGGAACUGUUUGAAAAGAUUGCGAUAUCUAGAAGAGAGGAAACAGACCAGGAAAUUUAUGCAAAGAAGAGAGAAUUAGGAAAGAAGAUGCUCGAUCGUUGUUCAGGUUUUCCAUUAGCCAUCAGUGUGCUCGCUGGUCUUUUAAGUAGAAGAGAGACAGAUGCUGAAUGGGAAACUGUACUUGGAAGUGUUGAUGCAUACAUAAUGAGAGGCUCAAAUGUACUUGAAAGAGAAAACACCGGUCAAGAAUAUGGUGUAUCGGGUGUCUUGGCAUUGAGUUAUGAUGACUUACCAUCUCACUUAAAACUCUGUUUUCUAUACUUAGCCCAUUUUCCUGAGGAUCAUGAGAUACCGGUAAAAAGAUUGACUCAAUUAUGGAUUGCAGAAGGUUUUAUAACUUCAACGUCAGAAAUGCAUGUCUCAGUGGAAAUAUUGGAAGAAGUAUCGUAUAGUUGCCUAGUUGAAUUGGUGGAAAGAUCUAUGAUUCAAGUUGCAGAAUAUGGUUUAAGUGGGAAGGUGAAAAGUUGCCGUCUCCAUGAUCUUAUGCGAGACUUGUGCUUGCAAAAGGCAGAAGAGGAGAAUUUUCUCCGAAUUAUUAACUUUUCUGCAGGUCUGGUAUAUAAGAAAGCACUAAUUGGUAAGGUUCGAAGACUUGCCAUCUACUUGGAUGAAAAUGUUAAAUAUGAGUUGAGUGGUAAGGUUAGAAGAGAUGGCCACAUUAGGUCUCUAUUAUACUUUGCCCCAAAAAACUUCUACCCAGAGUGGAACAUAAGAGUAAUGCGAUCAGUAUUCAAUGACUUCAAAUUGCUUAGAGUUCUUAAGUUUGAAAAUAUAUAUGAAGAUUUUGAGUUACCAAAGACGAUUGGGAAUCUAGUCCACUUGAGAUUUCUGAGUCUAAAGGAUAGUGCAUUUCGUGCCUUGCCAUCAUCUGUAUCUAAUCUGGUACUUUUGCAAACUCUAGAUCUGCGUGGUUGUGAUUUAGUACCCUUUUGGUUUGGUCGGUACAGGGUGACCAAAAUCAGAAAUGUGUUUUGGAAUAUGGAGCAACUGAGGCAUUUAUAUUUACCUUCUGAGCACUCUGUAAGUGGUAAGAAACUGUCAUUAGCAACGCUGUGCAAUUUGCAGACGUUGGUCAAUGUUUCAAUCAAGAAUUGUGAUUUGAAUGAUCUUGUUCAAUUAACCAAUCUGAAGAAACUAUGCAUAACUGCAUCACAGUCUAGUGACUUGCAAAAGUUGAAGGACAUGUUGAUAUCAAGAAGCAUAACAUUUAAACAUCUUCGGUCGCUAUCUCUGACGGCAGGCCGAUAUGGUGAGGAGGAUAUACCAAGAGAUAUAGUAUUAAGGUGUCCUCAUUUAUACAAGCUGCUCUUGAGGGGGAAAAUGACAGAGUUACCGCAAGAGCUCUUGGACUAUGCAAACCUCACCAAGAUGACAUUGAUUAAAACAAAUCUGAAGGUUGGCCAGAUAGAAAUAGUGGAGAAGCUGCCCAAGUUAAGGGUGCUUUACCUCGGUGCUCGUUCUUUGGAAUCAGAAACAUUGGUUUUCUCCCAAGGAGGCUUUCCUCAUCUGGAAUUUCUUACCCUUACGGAUUUGGAAGAUUUGAAGGAGUGGAGGGUGGAGAAAGAAGCCAUGCCUAGUCUUCAGAGAUUGCGCAUUCAAUGGUGCGGAGAAUUGCGGGCAGUUCCAGAUGGGCUUCAGGAGAUUACUACCCUCAAGGAAUUAACAAUUAACUGGAUGCGCAGUACAUUCUGCAGCAGAGUUGAGGAAGGAGGAGAGGAUUUCUACAAAAUCAAACAUGUGCCUUCUCUUAUAAUCACAAAUACUCGACCGGAUAAGCCAGAAAUGGAGGAAGCAGCAGGUGUGUCUCAAGUAGUUGCGGGUCCAGCCGGUGACUCUCAUCAGGAAUCAACUGUGGACGCUCCUCCUCCUCCUCCUCCUGAUGAGAAAACAGAGGAAAUACAAGCUUCAUCCACUCCUUAGUGAAAUCCACAAGUUCGACUCUGUUGCAGCCUGAUUACAACCGACGUGAACAAGGCUAGAGCCUAGAGGCUUCAAUUUGAUUACUUACUUAUGAUAGCCGAUCCAUACGGCCCUUCUUUAAUUCUCCAUUGCCUCUCUUUCUUCUUCUGCUGCGGCAGAUGAGCUGCUUUCUUCCCCCAGUCCCCCGCCGCUUCACACGGACCAGUCACACAGUUAUGUUUACACUGUAAUUUGAUAUCCAAGUCUACAUUCUAUGGGCUUUUCUACCCAGACCAUCUCAAACCCCUUUUUAGGUUCUUCAUCCCGCACGGACAAGGCAACAUUCUUCCGCGGCAGCUGCUGUGACUUAUGUGCCAGCUUCCUCGUAUUCAGCUGAUUGAUCCAAUUGCAAGAUAUUACGGGCUUAAGCGUGGACAAGUUGUGAAGAUAAUCUGGCCGAGUGAGACUGCAGGACGAUAUGUCACCUACCGUUGCGUUAUCUAAGUACUUUUAUUGUAAGCUGAAACCUGGAUUGCGUUAGUGUUAUUUAUAAUUGUCAUAAUGGAAGGUUAGCUCAGAAGUGAACAUUGCAGUUGGGAUUUUGCAAAGACCUCCAUUAGUGAAAUGGGUUCAAAGUACCACUUGGAGAUUUGAAGGAGUGGAGAGUGGAGAAAGAAGCCAUGCCUAGUCUUCAGAGGUUGCACAUUGAAUGGUGCAAACAAUUGCGGGCAGUUCCAGAUGGGCUUCAAGAGAUUACUACCCUCAAGGAAUUAAUAAUCAACUUUAUGCCGAGUUGAUUCUGCAGUAGGGUUGGGGAAGGAGGAUAGGAUUUCUACAAAAUCAAACAUGUGCCUUCUCUUAUAAUCACAAAUAUUGAUUAGACGAUGAGCCAGAACUGGAGGAAGCUGCAGGUGUGUCUCAAGUAGUUGCUGGUCGAGCUGGUGACUCAUUAGGAAUCAACUGUGGACGCUCCUCCUCCUCCUCCUGAUGAAAAAACAGAGGAAAUAUAAGCUGCUUCCACUCCUUAUUGAAAUCCACUAGUUCAUUCUAUAAACUAGUGGAUUAUGUGCGGAACACUAAAAUUGGGCCACAUGUUAUGUCCUUUUCUAACAUAAGCUUUGCUGUGAGUUGUCUCUCCUCCUUCCUCAAUCUUCAAGCCCGAGUUUCCCUCAUCGCUUCACACAGAUUAGUCACACAACUGAAGGAUGGAUUUAAUUGAAGAAGAAAUUACGGGGCUUUAUAGAGCUCGAAAAACAGUGAUGCAAAUGCUGAAAGAUUGGGACUAUGUAAUUUCAGAUCAGGAUAUCAACAUUACAUUGUCACAGUUUAAGAACAAAUAUGGAGAGAAAAUGAAAAGGGAAGACCUUACUAUGAAUAGAAGGAAGUGAGGUCACGGCUCUGAUCAGAUUUAUGUGCUUUUCCCUGAUGAACCAAAAGUUGGGGUCAAGACAAUCAAGAAUUACAUCAAAGGCUUUGUUCAGUAGGAUACGGACAAAGGCAUCGUGGUUAUCCGACAAAAUCCGACUUCUUUUGCCAAACUCUUCAUAAGUGAGAUGAGAUCAAAGUACUAGUUGAAUGUUUUCCAGGAGGCAGAAUUGUUGGUACAAAAGCAUGUUCUAGUUCCAGAGUAUUGGGAGCUUAAAAAUGAGGUAAAGAAGACUGUGCUGGAGGGGUAAACUGUGGAAGAAACACAAGGGGUGAACAGACUAUCUUUGCUGGAAAAGUUUCAGCAAUCUUGACUGGAGCACUCAAAAUGUCACGAAGUUUGAGGCUUUCCAGGAGUACAACACUAUUUGUAUCUAUAAUCCCAUAAUUUACAGUAUAGAUACUAAUAUCACUAGAUUAAAUAGCAAUGCACACCGCCAAGUUUUUCUUUUGAUUAGUUUA
Molecule: messenger RNA, 5067 nt
Organism: Rosa rugosa (rugosa rose)
Lineage: Eukaryota; Viridiplantae; Streptophyta; Magnoliopsida; Rosales; Rosaceae
Product: putative disease resistance protein At1g50180
Exons: 12
Coding region: 211-3201 (996 amino acids)
Biological process (GO): defense response to other organism
Molecular function (GO): ADP binding
Source: RefSeq, a predicted model, not a curated record